CUUUUGAAGUGUUGGGGCCGGUCUAUUUCCGUAUGCAUAUUCUUAUGGACCAAUCAAUUUUUUUAUGCUUAUGGUUAUGCGCAAGUCUGUGCUCCGGCUCAUAUGUGUGAUAGAUUUUAAUAGUUACAUGACAUGAUAUAUUUAAUAUAAAUCACAUAAUAUUAUACAAGAUGCUUUCAAAUAAACAAAUUCCAAGAUUUUUUUAUGAUGCAAAAGAUUUUAAUAUUGCCGUUAAGUUAUAUAAAGAACAAGAGUCUCUGUUUGAUAAUGUUUUGCAGCAAACGUGGAAGCAAGCAGAAGAAAUAAAAGCAUUCCGAUAUAUUUUAAACAUAAGGAGCAGUAAAUCAUUGAAAGGAAAAUACAAAUUUCUGGCACAGUUAAAUCCAGACAGAGCUCAAUAUAGACGUACACCAGAAUCGAUUACAUCUAUGCUGCAACCUUUUAACUCUACAGGUUUUAAUUUUACUAAAUUAACACAACAAGAAAUAUUAUUUGACAUAGGAAAUGGUGAUACAAAUGAUAUAAUUGCAAUUAAUGCCAGUCCUUUGGAACAGGGUCAUUGUUUAGUUCUUACCGAACGCUUGAAAUAUUUACCACAAGUUAUGACAGAGUAUAGUCUUUACAAAGUGAUAGAAUUGUGUCUUUUGAGUAAUUCUUGGUCUUUGAGGGCUGCUUUCAAUAGUUUAUGUGCUCACGCAUCUGUUAAUCAUUUACACUGGCAUCUGUACUAUUUGAAAUAUGAAAUGCUUCUUGAAUAUAUUGAUCUUUGCAGUUAUAUGUCUGGUAUAGAUUUAUUGAUAAAUUAUCCAGCAAAAGGAUUCUGUCUCAAGUUGUCUAAUUUUAAAAAUAUCAAGGAUUUUGUGUCUCAAACAUUUCUUGUAGUGAAUUAUUUACAAUUACAACAAAUAGCACACAAUGUAUAUAUUACACGAGCAAAAUCACGACCUAAUGACGAUUUAUAUAACGAUAUACGUGUUUAUAUCUGGGCUAGAAAGCCGUUUAUUGGUGUUAAAGAUACGAUUGCAUUUAUACCUGCAGUGUGUGAACUCUUUGGGCAUUUAUCAAUCAGGGAUGAAGAUGUAUACAAUAAUCUAAUGGAAGAUGAAGUAAGCAAUGUUCUUAAUGAUAUAACAGACGAAUAUUUCUCAGUAAUAAAAGAUAAGCUUAAAUAUUUUUUAGAGAAAUAAAUAGAGAAUAAAACUCAUAUUAAAAAUUUAGUGAAUAGUGGAAUGAUAAAUCUCAUCAGUUUUUUUGUGUUGCAUUGUA
Cataglyphis hispanica is the source of this 1266-nucleotide messenger RNA. Its product is annotated as GDP-D-glucose phosphorylase 1. The record is from RefSeq and is a predicted model, not a curated record. The transcript is spliced from 5 exons. The coding region runs from base 171 to 1187 and encodes 338 amino acids. Gene Ontology annotation, cellular component: cytoplasm. Lineage: Eukaryota; Metazoa; Arthropoda; Insecta; Hymenoptera; Formicidae. Gene Ontology annotation, biological process: glucose metabolic process. Gene Ontology annotation, molecular function: GDP-D-glucose phosphorylase activity.